GCUACGAUGCAACGACUUUGAAGUUUUAGUUUGGACUGGGGAAUAGCAAGUUGAUGUUUUUUCAAUGAAGGCAACAGGAUAAAAGGUUUACUCUUCAGAAUACAUUGCACUAGGGCUUUAAUUGCAUUAAUUUUAUUUUAUUAGGCGACGUUUUGUGCCAUUAAUUCCAAAGCCCUCUUUACAGUAUGAGGUGCAGUUAUGGCAAGGAGUAGUAAUAAGUCAGUUACGAGGACCCUGGAGGAUUUGACGCUUGAUUCGGGUUAUGGUGGAGCAGCGGACUCCUUCAGGUCUUCCAGUGCUUCACUGUGCUGUUCCGAGGCACAUAUACCGUAUGCGCAUGGGGCGAAUUUCUGGCAUUUAACUGACUCCAUGCACAGUCGCCACAACAGCCUAGACACUGUCAACACCAUCCUGGUCGAAGACGCCGAGAACCUGGAGUGCUUCGGACAGUGCGCUAAACUACCCGAGCUAGAGGACGUGCCAUGGAGCCUCGGGGAAGUAGAGAGCGCACUAAACAAGGACGAAGAGUUGAGACUAGGGGUCGUGUCACAGGAGAUCCUGGCUAGGCUCUCGGUCCUCAUCAGCCGUGCGCUCGUGAGGGUCGCGAAGGAAGCGCAGCGCCUGAGUUUGCGCUAUGCCAAAUGCACCAAAUAUGAGAUUCAAAGUGCCGUUAAGGUUGUCAUGUCUUGGACUGUCUCUGUGAACUGCAUCACAGCGGCACUCAGUGCAUUGUCCAUGUACAACAUGAGCACCGAGGACAAGUUCAGCCGCGGAAAGUCGCUCCGGUGCGGACUCAUUUUCAACGUGGGGAAGUUCUUCAGGUGGAUGGUGGACAGCCGGGUUGCGGUGAGGAUCCACGAGCACGCGGCCAUCUACCUGACAGGGUGCAUGGAGAGUCUUUUCCGAGAGGUGUACGCACGGGCACUGCGCAGCGCACUCGUGGAAAAAGAUAAUGGGAUCCCUAAGUUCACAGUCGAGUCCCUCGAACAGGCCAUCAACAACGACUCGGAGUUAUGGGGGUUCCUGCAGCAAUAUCAACACCUCAUUUGUGGGAAGAAUGCGAGUGGUGUGCUAAGCCUACCAGAGAGCCUGACUCUGCAUCGGUCAGGGAAGAGUGGGGAGGGCCACGCCUACAGUCAGUCGGAGCUACGCUCCAUCGAGCAGUGCCUGCUAGCCACACGCGUAGGCAGCAUCUCAGAACUCAGUGACCUGGUCUCCCGGGCCAUGCACCACCUCCAGCCGCUGCAUGUGAAGAACCACAGCAACGGGACGCCCAUCCACCAGAAGAGCAGCUCAGUACACUGGGAGCCUGAGGCGCUCUAUACCCUCUGCUACUUCAUGCACUGUCCCCAGAUGGAGUGGGAGAACCCCAACGUAGAACCUUCCAAGGUUACCCUGCAGACAGAGAGGCCUUUCCUAGUGCUGCCUCCCCUGAUGGAGUGGAUCAGGGUGUCGGUGGCUCACGCGGAGCACCGCCGCAGCUUCUCAGUGGACAGUGACGACAUCCGGCAGGCCGCCAGGCUGCUACUGCCAGGGGUGGACUGUGAACCACGCCAGCUCAAGACGGAUGACUGUUUCUGUGCUUCCCGCAAGCUGGAUGCAGCCUCUACAGAGGCUAAGUUCCUCCAGGACCUGGGCUUCCGUAUGCUCAACUGUGGCCGGACCGACCUGGUGAAACAGGCUGUCAAUCUGCUGGGGCCUGACGGCAUCAACAGCAUGAGUGAACAGGGAAUGACCCCUCUGAUGUACGCCUGUGUGAGAGGGGACGAGGCCAUGGUCCAGAUGCUGUUGGACGCUGGAGCAGACAUCAACAGUGAGGUGCCAAACACAGUGCACAAGCACCCCUCAGUCUACCCCGAAACGCGCCAGGGGACACCUCUCACUUUCGCCGUGUUACACGGACAUGUCCCUGUUGUGCAGCUGCUACUGGAUGCUCGGGCCAACGUAGAGGGCUCCCUACAGGAUGGCAUGGAGAACUACACAGAGACCCCGCUACAGCUGGCCUCCGCUGCAGGUAACUUUGAGCUGGUCAGUCUGCUGUUGGAGCGGGGAGCAGACCCCAUGGUGGGAACUCUGUACCGUAACGGCAUCUCUACAGCCCCUCAGGGAGAUUUGAACUCCUACAGUCUAGCAGCAGCACAUGGACACAGGAACGUGUUCCGUAAGCUGCUGUCCCAGACGGAGAAGGGGAAGGGGGACGUGCUGUCCCUGGAGGAGAUCCUGGCUGAGGGGACAGAGGAGGAGAGAGGCCUGGAGGAGAGGAGCCCCUCCCAGCUGGACCUGGUCCGGACAGGCAAGGCCAAGCUCAAGGCCCUGAGAGAGGCCAUGUACCACAGCUCUGAACACGGACAUGUGGAUAUCACCAUCGACAUACGCAGCCUGGGAGUCCCCUGGACACUGCACACCUGGCUGGAGUCUCUCCGGACAUGUUUCCUGCAGCACCGGAGACCACUGAUCCAGGGCCUGCUCAAGGAGUUCAGCUGUAUCGAGGAGGAGGAGUACACACAGGAGCUCAUCACCCACGGCCUGCCACUCUUGUUUCAGAUCCUACGAGCCAGCAAGAAUGAGGUAAUCAGCCAGCAGCUGUCAGUGAUCUUCACCCAGUGCUACGGGCCAUACCCCAUCCCCAAACUCACAGAGAUCAAGAGGAAACAGACCUCACGCCUGGACCCUCACUUCCUGAACAACAAGGAUAUGUCAGAUGUGACCUUCCUGGUGGAGGGCAAGCCCUUCUACGCCCACAAAGUCCUGCUCUUCACCGCCUCCGGCAGGUUUAAGUCUCUACUGGCGAACAGACCAGCUGCUGAAAACACAUGUAUUGAAAUCAGCCACGUCAAAUACAACAUAUUCCUGCUGGUGAUGCAAUACCUGUACUGCGGUGGGACGGAGCAUCUGCACAUUAGAAACACAGAGAUUAUGGAGCUGCUGUCAGCGGCCAAGUUCUUCCAGCUGGAGGCGCUGCAGAGGCACUGUGAGGUCAUCUGCUCCAAGAACAUCAACACAGAAACCUGUGUGGAGAUCUACAGCCACACCAAGUUCCUGGAUGCCCCAGAGUUGGCUGCCUACAUCGAGGGCUACUUCCUGAAGAACAUGGUGGUGCUGAUCGAGCUGGAGCCCUUCAAAACGCUGCUGUACGACACGCCCCCAGGCAGCCCCGCCACCAACGUACUGCUGGACCUGGAGAAGACCCUGGGCAUCCGCAUCCAGUCCAUCCACCUGUCCUCCUCCAAGGGCUCCAUCGUCUGAUUGGUUGAUUGAUUGGUUGGUUGGUUGAUUGAUUGAUUGAUUGAUUGAUUGAUUGAUUGAUUGAUUGAUUGAUUGAUUGAGCUGCUACUGGGACUGGAACUGUCUGUCACCAUUGUCCCCAGUACAAUACAUACCUGUACUGAACCACAAUCGACAGUAACGCUAUUGAAUCACUUGCUGUGCUGACUCACGUCAUUGCCAUUCCCCUGCAGCCUACUGAGCCUAGGUCCGAGCAGUUAGGCAAAGUGGACAGCUCUGGAACCUCAGAAAUGUCCGUAGAGCUGUAGUAAAGCUGAUUGAUCAAAGCAAUAGUGGGACUAUAUCGCUGAGACCCAGUGAGAAGAGUGUGUGUCUGGGAUCAUUUGUAAAGCUCCAGUCAACAUUGCUUCGCUCCUUGACAUUAGUCUCCAGACUGCAGUCAAACCUGCCAUUGUCCACUUGUAUUCUGGACAGAAUCGUUGUUGGUACUUUUCUUAGCAUUGUUCUGCAAUCCUACAUAGCUUUAUAGUCUAUUUAUGACUGGACCUAGCCAAACUAAACAUAAGAGCAGACCUGGGUUCAAAUACUAUUUGAAAUCUAGUCUGCCCGGAGUGUCAAAUGGGUGGGGUUUGCACUUUUGCGACUAAUCUAUUGGUUCCAUUGCGACAGGGAAGCUCAAUCGCCCAGUACUUAAAAGGAUUUAAAAGGAUUUCAAAUAGUAUUUGAACCUAGGUCUGUUAAAUGUAACGGUGAUAUAUGGACAUACUGUUUGUCAUGUGUUCAUAUGUUUCAAGGGAGUCAUGCAAAGGAGAGAGGAAUUGGGAAAUUCUUCAAGCUACGUUUGGGAAAGCAGGAACACAUUUCCUUCCUUCGUCCGCUGUUAGAACUGUGUAAAUAUUGUGAAUAAAACACAGAGCUUUGGCUCUUCCUGUAAGUUAAUGUAUAUAUCCUACAGAUGUUUCUUCUCAUGCGUCUCACCAUUGAAUAUUGCUGUAAAAAAAACGCUCUUCUUUUCAAUGUGUUAUUGUUCUGUAUGUUUCAAGUUGCAUGUCACGAGAAUGACUGUUUUGUUUGUGUUCAGUUUGGUUUAAGAGUGGCAUGAGACUGUAGGAGUGAGUGGGAGGGGUAUAGGAGUGAUACUGUCAGCAUGCAUCUCUAAUUGUGUAGAAGUGUACUGGUGUCUUCAUUUCAGGGGAGAACGACGAAGGGCCUGGAUCUGUAUUCAAAAAGUGUCUCAGAGUGGUAGUGCUGAUCUAGGAUCAAGCCCUCCUGUCUGUUUCGUCUUAUUCAUUAUGACCUAAAAGGCUAAAACAGGCCCUAGAUCAGCACACGUACUCUGAGACAUUUUAUGGUUAGGGGCCUCGUCCAAAAUAUUACCAGGGUCUUAAACCGGUCUUAAAUCUUAAACCGGAGAAGCGUCUUUUGUGUUUUCCAGACAUUGUGAAACCACAUGUAAAUGUGUGACUUAAUAUCUGUUUCCUCUAUAA
Molecule: messenger RNA, 4712 nt
Organism: Salvelinus namaycush (lake trout)
Lineage: Eukaryota; Metazoa; Chordata; Actinopteri; Salmoniformes; Salmonidae
Gene: abtb3b
Product: BTB (POZ) domain containing 11b
Exons: 17
Coding region: 199-3246 (1015 amino acids)
Molecular function (GO): protein heterodimerization activity
Source: RefSeq, a predicted model, not a curated record